This is a messenger RNA of Planococcus citri (citrus mealybug), 1044 nucleotides long. RefSeq lists its product as uncharacterized. The record is from RefSeq and is a predicted model, not a curated record. NCBI's taxonomy places the organism in Eukaryota, Metazoa, Arthropoda, Insecta, Hemiptera, Pseudococcidae. The transcript has 2 exons. Bases 1 to 876 code for a protein of 291 amino acids.
AUGAAUUCCAUCGUGUACAUCUUUUGUUGCUCAUUUUCCCUCGUCAAUAUAAUCCAUGUAACACCAGGAUCACUGGGACCCGUCACAUCUCCAUUACAAAGAAGUCGUGUUGUAGCCUUCGAUAUUGAUCAUACUCUUUGUGAAGGUUAUUUAACGGAGGACGAAUUGAAAAUCGUCAGGAAAAACCACCCGGAAUGCCCAAUUCUUUUCUGGACGGAAUAUAUUAGUUCCACGUACAAUAAAACAUAUGAGAAAAGAAAUCUAUGUAUUAUCGCUGAACUGCUCACAUCCUUCUGGGGAGCGGUGAAAUUCGAAGCAUUGAAAUCCAAAGGACAAUUCGACAUUCUCUCCAAGGAAAAUAUGCGCGCGGGAAAUGAGACUUUCCGUUCGGGUGAAGGAAUCUACGUGAAAGACCUGAAAGCAGUUAUUCGAGAAGGCGAAACAUUGUCGGAUGUAAUCUUGGUGGAAGAUGAUCCCACAUAUGUCGCUUAUGAUCAAAAACCGUUUUUGAAAAUUUAUGAUUUAUUAUCGCUUACCCACAAGCUUGAAGUAAACCAUACAGAAAAAGCGAAGGAUGAACAUCCUAUCUCGUAUUGGGAAAGAAAAUCUCCACAUUUUGUAUUGAAUAGUGGUUACUUCAUGAUCGGCGUAUUCAAGACAUAUUUCGAGAAUGAAAAGUAUAAAAUAUUACCUUUUAGAGAAGCCUUAAAUGUAAUUCUCCCUGAAAAAAAUUACGGGGAAGAUUUCUUUCAAAAGCAUUUGUUCGCCUACGAUAUGUUUGAUUUAGGAUUAUCAGAAGUGCAGAAACGAGUACCUAAUGCCUCGUUUUAUGGAUUGAGACAUCCGUAUGUGGGCUCCUAUGAUAGUCGAUUUUGAUGACAAUGACAAAAAUUAGGUGUUUUUAAAUCCUGCGCAUUAAUUAUCCAUUGGUAUCGUUGAAAAUGUUUUGUAAGGUAGUAAAUUUUAUGCUUUCAAUAGCUAAAUACAUAUGUAAUGUAGUGCUCAAUAAAUUAGUAUUCAAGUAUUGCAUCAAGUAAUUUCCAC